AUGGUCUCAUCUUGUAAGGAUGCCCGAGAUGCAGUGGCUCUGUGCUUGCAGCGAUCCGAGUGCGUGAUGUUGCACAGACACACGCCGAAAGAGUGCUACGAGGAUCCAGAACUGAACAAGACCUUGCCGCAGCCCUGCUAUGUUCACAUUCUCCGCUAUAUUGAUUGUAAGCGAGGCCAAGCCGACAGGUCACGACGUCUUAGAGGCAACGGACCUUUGUCUACGGGCAAAUAUAAGGAAGAUCUCGAGAAGCUUGAAAAGGGUGACUUCGAUGCUUCUCGGGAGCUGCACAAAUUAGCUGCAACAGAGCCGGUGACGUCGAAGGCCCAGGCGCUGGCCGAAGCUAAAACCACUGCAAAGCCAACUGACGAGCCGAAGAAAUCAUGGUGGCCGUUCUAA
Molecule: messenger RNA, 399 nt
Organism: Wickerhamiella sorbophila
Lineage: Eukaryota; Fungi; Ascomycota; Dipodascomycetes; Dipodascales; Trichomonascaceae
Exons: 1
Coding region: 1-399 (132 amino acids)
Biological process (GO): mitochondrial respiratory chain complex IV assembly
Cellular component (GO): mitochondrion
Source: RefSeq, a predicted model, not a curated record